Messenger RNA from Morone saxatilis (striped sea-bass), 4722 nucleotides. RefSeq names its product neuroblast differentiation-associated protein AHNAK. Bases 192 to 4277 code for a protein of 1361 amino acids. The record is from RefSeq and is a predicted model, not a curated record. Gene Ontology annotation, biological process: regulation of RNA splicing. The transcript is spliced from 5 exons. Gene Ontology annotation, molecular function: protein binding. Gene Ontology annotation, cellular component: nucleus; cytoplasm; costamere. Lineage: Eukaryota; Metazoa; Chordata; Actinopteri; Moronidae.
AUCCCAUCUUGCCUGACAGAGCAGCAGUGAUAUACUGAGGAGGAGAUCUCUCCUUGGGCUUUUCUUGGGUGGAGACAUCACAGCAGCAUACGGUGUUUUGCAGAUAUCCUUGCUGUGGUUUGGAGUUUCCAUGGUUUCUUGUAUUUUGGUAUAAAUCCCAUAAUAUGUGGAUGUAAUAGAUCUACGAAAAGAUGAGCGAGGACAGCAAGACAAGACGUUUUUCAGAAAGCUUGGUCCUGGAUGACUCGGAGAAAGGAGUCAUCAUUACAGGAAUCACUGAUGAUACAAUUGCUGCAAAGAGUGGCCUGCAAGCAGGGGAUGAGAUUGUUGCAGCCACUAUACACCUUGAUCACCUGAACAAAAAUGAAGUGCUGAACAUCCUGAAGGUCCUGGAGCCAUAUGAUAACAACAUGAAGGUUCUGACAAAGAAGGAGCUGAGCGCCAGUGCUGGCCUCGGUUCCUUAGGAUUAGGUCUCAAAGAUCAAGCAGAGAUGCUCAACCUAAAAAAUGGGUUGGGUGGCAAAGUAACUGGUCACACUCUCAAUGGAGACCUUCCCAGUCUCAGCCUAAAUAAGCUUUCAGCUGAUGCCGAUUGCAGCUCCCUUGGACUAACUGGACCAUAUAUAAAAGGAGAUCUAGAUGGCACCCUCAAAGCACCUGAUGUUAGUGUCUCAGCUCCACAGCUCAAUGCUCCCAGCACCUUGCUUGACAUUGAGAAACCAGAAAUUAAAACAGGUGAUUUGAAAUACAAGACCCCAAAAUUCAUAAUGCCACACUUCAAUCUGCCUCAGAUCACAAUACCAAAAGCAGAAAUGGAUGUUUCUGGUGAUGUAGAUCUCCCUUCUGUCAAUGAAAAUCUAGAGGCACCAGACCUUAAUCUGUCAGCCCCAAAAUUAGAUCUGAAAAGUCCAGAUUUGGACCUGAAUGGACCAAAAGUUGAUCUGAAUGGCCCUGAUGUAAAUUUAGAAACCCCAAAUGCUGAUAUUGAGGCCCCCUCAGGCAAAAUCAAGUGGCCCCAUCUAAAAUGGAAAGGUCCCAAAGUUAGAGGACCAGAUGGCAACUUAAAUGCUGACCUGUCUGCACCUGAUGUCAAUCUCUCAACACCAAAGAUUGAUGGGGAUCUAAGUGCACCAGAGGUUGACAUUAACAUUCCCAAGGCUGACAUCAAAGGCCCUGAUCUAGAUGUUCAAACCCCAAAUCUUGACAUUGAUGCCACAUCUGGUAAAAUAAACUGGCCUCAUUUAAAGUGGAAGAAACCCAAAAUUCAUGGCCCAAAAGGUGAUCUGGACUUAGAUGCAAACCUGAACACACCAGAUGUUGAUAUAUCUGGUCAAAACGUGGAGGGUGGAAUAAAUGCCCCAGAUGCUGACAUAAGUUUCCCUCAGGCUGUCCUUAAAGGCCCUGAUCUAGACAUGCAAACCCCAAAUACUGAUGUAGAGGCUCCAGCUGGUAAAAUCAACUGGCCUCAUCUGAAAUGGAAGAAGACCAAAGGCCCAAAAGCAGACUUAGACAUAGAUGCAGAUCUUAACACACCUGAUUUAAAUCUUUCAACUCCAAAGAUUGAUGGUGACGUUAAUGUACCUAAUGCAGAGCUGAAUCUACCAAAUGCCAUUCAGACCCCAGAUCUUGACAUUGAUGCUCCAUCAGGGAAAAUUAAUUGGCCUCAUCUGAAGUGGAAGAAACCCAAACUUCACGGCCCCAAAGCUGAUAUGGACCUCAAUGCAGAUCUGAGCACACCAGAUGUUGAUCUCUCUGUUCCAAAAAUUAAUAGUGGGAUUAGCACACCAGAUGUUGAUCUGAAUUUACCCAAAGCAGAUGUUGAUGUUAUGGCACUAGAUGUUGACACUGAGGCCCCUUCUGGCAAAAUCAAGUUCCCAACACUCAAAAAGCCCAAGUUUUUGCUACCAAGGGUGAAGUCCCCAGAUGUUGACAUUGAUGCUGAUGUGGAAGCACCUGACCUCAAGCUCUCUCCUAAAGCAUCUCUUGAUAGACCUGACAUUGAUCUGAAUUUGCCCACAGCUGAUGUUGAUGUUAAAGCACCAAAUGUUGACAUUGAGCCUCCAUCCGGGAAGUUCAAAUGGCCCACUCUUAAAAAGCCAAAGUGGACUGUCUCAGGUCCUAAGGUUAAUGGUCCAGAUGUUGGUUUAGAUGCUGAUGUUUCAGCCCCUGACUUCAGUCUCUCAGCUCCAAAGAUUGAUGGUGACAUAAAUGCACCAGAUGUCAAUCUAAAUUUACCAAAAGCUGAGCAAGAAGCCCCCAACUUAGACAUUGAUACUCCAGAUGUUGAAGGCCCAUCUGGAAAAUUCAAAUGGCCAACCUUCAAGAAACCCAAAUUUGGCACACUGAAGGGUCCAAAGGCUGAUGCUGAUAUGAAGGUACCAGACGUAGACCUCAAGGCGCCUGAUGUGGAUUUGAGUGCACCAGAUGUUAAUCUUAUAGCACCAAAAAUUGAGGGUGGGAUCAAGGCUCCAGACCUCAAUAUCAACAUGCCUAAUGCUGAUGUCAAAGGUCCAGAUGUGGAUCUUAAUGGUCCAGAUCUCAACCUUGAAUCACAAGAUGGUAAACUGAAGUUUCCUAAAUUUAAACUACCAAAAUUAAAAGUUCCCAAAGUCAAGGGUCCUGAAUUGGAUGCCUCUUUAGAAGCACCAGACAUUGAUGCCAGUCCUAAUGUAGACCUAAAAGCACCAGAUCUCUCUUUGUCUGCAAAGAAAAUUGAAGGCUGUUUUGAUACACCAGAUCUUGACAUUAGUUUACCAAAAGCUGAUCUCAAAGGCCCUGAUGUAGACCUUCAAGCUCCAGAAGUUGACGCCUCACCUGGAAAAUUCAAGCUACCCAAAAUAAAAUUGCCAAACUUUGGCUUAUCAGAGUCAAGGGUAAAAGGACCUAAUCUUGAUGUUGAUGCUGACCUCAAGAGUUCAGAUCUGGAUCUUCCUGCCCCCGCAAUUAAAGGAAAUCUCAGUACUCCAGAUCUAGAUUUGAAUGCUGAUGUAAAGAGGCCAAGUCUGGAUCUACCCAUUGCAGACCUCCAGGUACCUGAUCUCAACUUGAAAGCACCAGAUCUCAGCCUGUCUCCACCAAAAAUUGACGGGAACCUCUCAGCAGCAAACAUAAACACAAAAUUGCCAAAAGCUGAACUCGAAGCACCUGAUCACCAAGUCACACUAAAAGCUCCAAAUGUGGAUAUCAAUGUGCCAAAACCAGUCCUCAAGGCACCUGAUGCACAAUUGAAAACACCAGAUCUAGAUCUCGAUUCCCAUCUGGGUGACUUUAAAGUGCCUUAUUUCAAGCAACCAAAACUUGAUCUUUCAAGUCCUGAAGUAGAGAUUCCCAGUAUCCAUCCUUCUGGAGAAGAUGCUAACAUUUCUGUUCCUGCGGUAGACUUGAGUGUACCAAAGGCAGCGGGAGAUAUUAAAGGACCUGAAUUAAAUGUGAAAGCUCCAAAUGUAGAUGCAAAUCUUGAAAAGUCAAAAUUCCCACAUUUCAAGCUUCCAAAGUUACAUCUUCCAGGGUCUAACAUAAAAGGUCCAGAGGUUGAUACCAGUGCAAAUCUUGAAGUCUCACCUGUGAAGGUCAAAGCUCCCAGUCAUGAAGGAGAAAUCAGUUCACCUCAUGUUAGUGUCUCUGCUCCUGAAGUGAAGACAAGCCUUAACACACCUGAACUGGAUAUCACAGCUAAAGCAGAUGCUGAAGUUAAAGACUCUCCGAAAAGUAAGCUGAGAUGGCCCUUCAAAUGGGGAUUUAAGUCUGGUUCUGAUGAAGAGGGAAGUGGUCCUGAGUCUGAAACUGAGGUGUCUGGUGCUGAGGUGGAGGUUCCUGCAUUCAAAUUCCACAGACUGCCCAGGAACAGCAUUGAUGGCAUUGGAGGAAUUCCUGAUACCUUGAGUUUAUCAAAACUUGACACAGAGGCAAAGGAUUAUGUUGUCAGAAAAGGGAUCCGCUUGCCAGUAGUAAAUGCAACAUCAAAAACAGGAGAAAAGAUUGACAUUAUAGAGAGAUUGAAAAUGGCGAAAGAAAAAGCACCCUCAGCUAAUGUCUCACCAACUGAAGCAAAAACUGAUAUUGAUCUGAAGCUUGCUGCCCCAAGUCUUGAUAUCAGUGCCUCUAAAGAAGAUGGAGAUUCUUCUUUGGUCAGAGGAGGUACUUUCAAAGUAGAAAAACCAGAGUCUGGACUGGGCCUGGUAACCCCUGAAAUUUUGACAUCAGAUGAAAAUGACAAAUUGUCAUUGAGCCUCUCCAAUAUGCUUGGUCUUAAUAUCAAUGAUUCAGAUGCUGACUGAUUCCUGCUAGACUAACCUGGUGAAUAAAGCUUCAGUCCAGAAGCAUUGUAAACACAUGUAAACUUUAAACAUGUAAACAACUAAACCAAUUCAAUGCCGUAUUUGUGACAAUAAAGAGACAAGUAAACUGUUUUAUUUACCCAUACCACAGUUUUCUGCAGAUAAUGCCAGCUACAGUAUCCUUUUUAGGUAAUAACUUCAGGUAGCCUAAUGAAGAAACCUGUUUGUAUAAUGUUUAUAUUCCUGUUAUUUAUAUAAGCUUUUUUUUCUCAACGUUGAUUUGGAAGUUACUUAAGUAACUGCCUCAGUAUUGCGAGUGAUCACGUUGAACUGUUAAGGUUUCUGAGAAGUGCAUUACUUUACCAUAACAUUUUUAAAUGAUAAGUGAAUUGUGAGUGAAUGUAUUUGUUAAUUUUUUGUUCAAUAAAUAACUCAAUAUACUCAG